Messenger RNA from Durusdinium trenchii, 444 nucleotides. Lineage: Eukaryota; Dinophyceae; Suessiales; Symbiodiniaceae. The record is from the annotation of a GenBank genome assembly.
AUGGGUUUCUAUGGCGGCUGGAGUGUGAAGCCACAGUUGGGUAUUUCGAACGCGACACUUGGGCUCAGUCUUGUGGAUGAUGAGGUGAAGUGGAUGAUGAGGAUUUGGGCUGAUUACCUCAACCAACCAAUCUCAGCCAAAGACCGCAAGAAACUCAAGGAGAAGGCUGAGCGCAUGGAUUGGCAAAUGGUGAAGACAACCAUUAGCAAAACCACUGGUAAGAAAUCAGUGACUGGUGCUCAGUUUUUGUGUCCUGGUCAUCAAGCAUGUAAGAAGCAUCAAGUCGACCUUGUUGGUGAACGAUUUACUUGUUUUAAAGAUAUAAGGAGUGGAGGGCGAGACAUGAAAUCGUCGCAACAGUAUCCUCGGGCUUUUGGAACGGAAGUUGCGAGAUUGCAUUUGGAGUAUAUGCAGUCUGCUGACCCUUGGUAUUCAAUUUGUUGA